Messenger RNA from Oryzias latipes (Japanese medaka), 5235 nucleotides. RefSeq names its product sterile alpha motif domain containing 4B (gene samd4b). Gene Ontology annotation, cellular component: P-body. Gene Ontology annotation, biological process: regulation of mRNA stability; negative regulation of translation; nuclear-transcribed mRNA poly(A) tail shortening. The record is from RefSeq and is a predicted model, not a curated record. Lineage: Eukaryota; Metazoa; Chordata; Actinopteri; Beloniformes; Adrianichthyidae. Gene Ontology annotation, molecular function: translation repressor activity; protein binding; mRNA binding.
UAUUACGUCAACUCAAAAUCGAAGUGGAUUUCUUUAGGCGUACACUCGCAAUUUUCUGUAUUUCACUCAUCACUUUUGUACAUUACUUCUUUAUUAUGAUACUUUGUAAAGGAAAAAGAUAUACCACUACAAAGCGAGAUAUUUAAAGAAUAGUUAACUGUGAGAUGGAUAUUUUUGCUUCUUUUAGAUGAGGUCUAUAAUCUGCAGCUGUUAGCAGAACCUGCUAGCUAUUUUGUCGAGCUAGCUAUGCACUAGCACGUUAGCUUCGCUCGCUAAGCAGUGACAACUGACAAAGAUCCUUUAACACAUGAACCAUGUGAGGGCCCCUCGGGCCAGUCUGAGGGGAUCCCAGGACUGUUGAAAGAUUCCCCCGCUGUGCGGGGCUGGACAUCUGACAGAGAGAGCAGCCUAACCUGAGCCCUCAUCCAAACAUUCCUGUUCUCCUCACCGAGGAGACGCGCCAUGAUGUUCCGAGACCAGGUGGGCAUCCUCACAGAUUGGUUCAAAAGUUGGAACGAGUGUGAACAGACAGUGGCACUCCUGUCCCUCCUGAAGAGGGCAUCUCGCACCCAAGCUCGCUUCCUACACAUCUGUCUGGAACACUGGCUGGCAGACUGCACAGAGAUCCACAUCCUUGAAGCUGAAGCCAACAAUGCAGCAAUUGUCAGCCAGUGGCAUCAGGAGCCAAAAGAGAAAGUGGUGUCUCUCUUGUUGUCUCACUUGCCGCUGUUGCAGCCACGCAACAGUGAGGCCAAAUGUGAGUACAUGAAACUGCUCCAGAAGGUUUUGAGUCACACCAUCGAAAGUAGCCUAUUCGUGGAAGAAAGCCGACAGCUGCUCUCUUACGCACUCAUCCACCCCGCCACAACACUGGAUGAUCGCACCUCACUGGCCAUGUGGCUCAACCACCUGGAGGAACAUCUUUCUGGUGGCUAUCCGCCUCGGCCCCCAUCCAGCCCAUAUCACCCACGGCAAGGCUCAGAUGAAUGGCCGAGCUCAGCUGAGGCUCUAGACCCAGGGAAUGCAUGGCACGAUAAGUCCCCGUCAUCCAGCACAUCUCCUGCAGGCCAGAAUGGACAUAUGCCUUUUCCAGGCGGGAUGUCCUCACCCAUUAACAGCAAUAAUACAGGUGUGGUGGGGCAUUUGCAGCCUAGCCCUCUGAAAAAGUCCAUGUCCAAUAUUCCUUCCAGUCCCCAGGCUUGUGGCUCGGAAUGGUUGAGCCAGGAUGAUAUAGGGGGCCGACAGAACUUCAUCCCAACAGACCAUGCACCACUUUCGCCCCAGAGCAGUGUAGCUUCCUCAGGCAGCGAACAGACAGAGGAGCAGGGCUCAGCUCGCAACACCUUCCAGGAAGACGGCAGUGGCAUGAAAGAUGUCCCUGCAUGGUUGAAGAGUCUCCGCCUUCAUAAAUAUGCAUCACUAUUCUCACAAAUGACCUACGAAGAGAUGAUGAUCCUCACAGAGCAACAUCUGGAGUCUCAGAAUGUCACAAAAGGAGCGCGACAUAAGAUCGCCUUGAGUAUCCAGAAACUGCGAGAACGGCAAAGCGUACUCAGGUCUUUAGAAAAGGAUAUUUUGGAAGGGGGGAACAUGCGCAACGCUCUUCAAGAGCUGCAACAAAUCAUCAUCACACCCAUUAAGGCCUACACCCCGCCCAGUGCAGCACAGCCCGCAACAGAUUCUGCAAGCUCCCCAUCUGAAAUCCCAAAAACGGGAGCAGAGAAAGAGUCGGUGUCAGAGGCCUUCCAGUCCCACAGCACGCCCCCCUGUGAUGGAGAGUCUUCAGCCACGCCCAUUUCAGACGGUGACAUCGCUGGACAGUUCACCCGUGUCAUGGGGAAAGUGUGCACACAGCUGUUGGUGUCCAGGCCAGAUGAGGAAAAUAUUAGCUGUUACCUUCAGCUUAUUGAAAAAAGUUUGUCACAUGAGGCGUUCAGUGAAACUCACAAGAAAAGGCUGGUGUCCUGGAAGCAGCAGGUCCUCAAGCUGCUGCGCUUGUUUCCCCGCAAAGCAAUGCUGGACAUGCCAGCAUACCGACAGAAAGGUUGGAACUAUGGGUCAAACUCCCUCCCCACAGCAGGCUCUGUGAGCGGAGGCGUUGGAAGGCGGGGCCAAAGGCAGUUUCAAAUGACCCCUCGAGGCCUCCCAGCUGGGCGGAUAUGUCUUCCCGGUGGGAUUGGAGGAGCAUCUCCACGCCACACUCUCACCAAUCCUGCGCUGGCUGGCCAGGGUAGACAAAGCCUGUGGUUUGCCAACCCCGGGGGAAGUAACAGCAUGCCAAGUCAGAGUCGCAGCUCUGUGCAGCGGACCCACUCACUUCCUGUCCAUACGUCCCCACAAACCAUGCUCAUGUUCCAGCAGCAAGAAUGCCAAGUUCCAGGUGCUGACCUGGAGAUCAACCCUACGCUGGAGUCACUGUGCCUCAGUAUGACAGAGCAUGCCUUAGGAGAUGGAACAGACCGGACAUCAACAAUAUGAAAAAUAUAUGGAGAACUACACGUCGGUUGAAGCCUGUUCAGUUGAGCACAAAGAUAAACAUAUGCUUCAGAAAACCAGGCAAAGCAGUCACUACAAAAUGACAAAAAAUGUGUAUAUGUUCUCUAAUAUUUUUGUACUUCAUUAUAUACAGCUAAGUUUAUUAAAAAUGGAAUACAGAUGAAUAUUAUAUUGUUGAACAGAUAAAAGGUUAACUAUAUCAACUGCACCCUUGUCACCUGCAGGACUGUGGCAUGAUGUGCAGAGGCUUAGUUCACCUUAAUGAGAGAAAAACUGUGGAUUGGUGCUGUCUUUAAGGGUUUCUGCCCUGAAUUACUCUUCUUUUCCCGUUGCCUUGGAACAAGGCUUUCUAUCCACAACACACUGACAGCCACAACCCAUGCAUUGUGUAAUUUGUAGACCCAGAUGAAUUCCGGCCAGAAGUAAGGCACUUUUAUUAAAUUAUCUUUGAUAUUAGGCACUAAACUGGAAUUGGCCUCAUGGUACAUUUUGCAAUUGUAAAAAGAGGUCGACUUCUCUGGCUGUGUUGAUCUCGUUUGCAGUCCUGGCCGGGGCUAGUCGAUGAAAUGUGGAUGACUUUUGUUUUCUCUCUCUUCAGAAGAUGUUUAGUGGCAAAAAGCAUGAAAGAGAGGACCGGAAGAAAUGUGGAAAAUGUUCAAAUUCAUUUGACGAGUAACUUUUUGUCCUUUUGUUUUACCUAAAAAGUCAAGAGAUGACUGUCCUCCUUACAACUUCUGCAAAGCCAAAGAGAAGGGUUUUGUGAUUGUUCACUUGAGAAAGGUAUUUGUAGUGAAGUGCAGCAGAAUGGUAUAGAAAAAAAAACCGACAACAGCAGAGGAGUUUGAAGAACUAAUGACAGCUGCAAUUCGUUUGUAUUUUUUACUUUUCUGCUUUGCUACAUAAAUGAUGUUGAUGAUGAAUCUCGUUUUGUGCCAGGGAAGCCCCACGGACAGGGGUAGGUAAGGGCUGGUGAGGAUAGUGUGGGGUGAGAGCUGUUCUGAUGUUUAUCUAAUAAAAGCAAACGAUACCAGAGUGUUUUCAAUUUUCAAUCUGGGUUGAAAAAAAUCGAAAUGAAACCCCUCUGGCUCCUUUAUGGAUUGGCUUUGGAAAAGAAGCUUGAGCGUUUAGUAAAAUGCCCUGACGCCUCACCCUCACAAUGCCCUCUCCCUCAAAUGGCCAACAUGAAGAUUUGAUGAUUCACAUACUUUCCGAGGUGCUUGAUAAUGUCCCAUGUUUUUCUUUUGUGUGUCUCUGUGUGUUUCAGUCUCAGAGCCCUAACAUUGUCAUGUGGUGUCAGUGUUGAAUCAAAAACUGUCUUCUACAGCUUCUGUCUUUGAAUGUGGCAGAGCCAGAGGUGCAUGUAUUUGUAAUAUGGUCUUAACUUUUACAUCACUUUUUGUUGCUUCAGAAGGCAGGGAAACCAUUCACACAUUAUUUCAGCAGCCAUAGGAGGUCGGAUUAGUAAAGAUGAUUAUUUACAGAUAUUUUUUUUUCCAGUCGUAUUUUUUACUCUCCCUUAAUAUCGAUAACUUGUUUAUUUUCUGUAAUCGCAUGUUUCGCCACACUAAUACAACACUGUUGUUGAUUCAGGACAUGGUGGUUGAUGGUGCCUGGUGUUACCAACAACCAAGACGAAAGAUCUUGCAACUAAUCUUCUAUAAAUCUGCCACCUAAAUGUCACUGUUUACAUCUCUGGGACAAAGCCCAGUUCAUAUUAUAUGAUGUCAUGAUUAAUCCAUUAUAUCGUUAUAUAACACAUUAAAGAACUGAAGCUUUUACAUGGACGGAUGGAUAAAGAGUGAAAGCAAAUUUUAAUACUCCCUAAGUUGUGGAUUCCAUAUAAGGGUUUCUAUAAUUGUACCGGCAAGGUGCAUGCAACCUUUUUAUUUUAUUUUGUUCAUGUCAUGUGGUUAUGAGAAGGAAACGUCUCUCUGGCCUUGUGAUUAUUUCGUCUGUCAAUGUUUGAUAAACUGUUCAUGUGGUGCCUGAAAAUUCUCAGCUCCAGCAUCUUCAGUUUGUUUAUUUUUAAUGAUUUUUUUUUUUAUUCUUCUUUGGUUUUGGAUUAUUUUUCAGAGCAGGCUCUUUUUGUGAAAGCGUCAUUCCCAUGUCUGUGAAGGACAGCAGGGAUUUGAUGCCGGCUUUAACUAUUUACUCAUUACUGUGAUGUUACAGGUGGCUCAGAUGGUCUGUUUCGGAAUUGCUGUUGCUUCGGACAACCUACCUUUCAUUUUUCAAAUAGACACAGAGGUACCUGUAGAGAGGGGGUGUUUAAUUGUCAUGCAGCAGGAUAUGGAAGUGCUUAUUUGAGCCACCAGUUUUAUGAGUAAACUGAACACUAAACAGGCCAAGGAAUAUGUUUACUCUUUGUUUACAUUCCAUUGAUACAUGAAAUUAGUUGGGAAUCUCACAACUUCAGACUACUUUGAAAGAAAAACACCAAACAGUAUGCGAGAAGGUACAAACCAGUGUCCUAUGGAGAUGUCUACUGAGUAGCUCUGAGGUCAUUGUAAUGUCCCUGUCAGGCUUACUUAGUUAAACAACAGCAGUAAUCUGUAAGUCGCACUCAACACAAGCAUCUUAUACUAUUUCUAUUUCACCCCCAGAAUUUUCUAAUAUUUUAUGAACCUUUUGCAUCAUGUGCUUACACUCUAAUUUUAUACUGCCACUCAUCUGUGAGAAAGGUCUUAAGUGCUACAUCAUAAAGAUUAAAUAAAGAGGUUAAAUUCUUUUGCAGCUUCA